Zonotrichia albicollis (white-throated sparrow) is the source of this 1515-nucleotide messenger RNA. RefSeq names its product FA complementation group F (gene FANCF). The record is from RefSeq and is a predicted model, not a curated record. NCBI's taxonomy places the organism in Eukaryota, Metazoa, Chordata, Aves, Passeriformes, Passerellidae. Gene Ontology annotation, biological process: interstrand cross-link repair. Gene Ontology annotation, cellular component: Fanconi anaemia nuclear complex.
CAGCAGCGAUCCGCACCGACUGACACCCCGCCCGGCCAAUCGAGCUGCACACGCCGGCCCUCGGGCCGGGCUCGGCCCCGCGCUCAAACCGGCAGCGCCAAGCCUGCUCCAUGGAGGCCGUACUGGGGCAGGUGGAGCAGCUGCCCGCGCUCCUGGCCGUGUCCCGCUCCGCGCUGGUGCGGGACUGGGACUGCCUCACGCUGGACAGGGCUCUGGAGUGGGCCCGCUAUUUCCAGCACCUCCAUGACCGGUUCCGUGCCCGUCCCCAGCUCCGGGAGGCCCUCGGGCGGCGGCUGCGCCGCUCCCAGCCGUGCCCUCUGCUCGGCUUCCCCGCGCUGGGCCGCUGCCCGCAGCUGCUGGGGCUGGCGCUGCUGGAGAACCGCGCUCUGCCGCCCGCCGCCUGCCGCCGCCUGCUCCGCAGCCUGCUGCCGCCUCCCGCCGCGGGGCCUGCCUCCGACCCCCGCGGGCUGGGGCUGCUGGCCCGCCGCAAGGCCGCUGCCCGCCUGCUGGCCUUGCCCCGCCGCGGCCCCGGGCCCGAGCCGCAGCUGCAGGCGGAGGCGCGGCUGCUGCUGAGCCGGCUGCGGCAGGAGGCUGGGGAGGCCGCGGGGCGGCUGUGCGGGGCUCAGGAGGGGCAGCAGGCUGGGGAGGCCGAGGGGCGGCUCUGCGGGGCUCAGGAGGGGCAGCUGCGCUGGUUGUGCGGGGCUCUGGAGCUGCUGCCCCAGCCCCGCGCCUUCGGGGUGGUGGCGGCGGCGCUGGCUCUGCUCAAGCAGGGCCAUGGCGCUGAGCAGGCCGGGGAUGGGGGCAGCAGCCCAGGCGGGUACCAAGAGAGUGCUGCAGGAAAGGAAUGCACCGCCGGGCUCCUGCUUUCCUGGCUGCUGGGCAACCAGGAACGAUUUUCUGCCUUCUGCCUUUGCAUCCCAUGUUCCCAUCUCGCCUUCCUGGCUGGUCACUACUCCCAGUUAUGCAGAGCUUAUCUGGACCUCUUAACCGGCUGGGGAAGGCACUUGCACUAUGACCCCUUGCAGGGACAGUGGGUCAAAAGUUGCGUUGAGAAAGCUGAAUUGUCCUGGGAGGAAUUGAGGGAGCGCUUCAUCUGCCUCUCUGAGGGAUCCACGCCGCUCAAAGAACAGACCCAAGCUGCCCUGGAACUCCUGAGGACACAAGAUGGAGACUUCCGAGUCCGUGGCCUAAGUGUGUGGACUGACUUACUGAUGGAAAUAGGCUACUCAUGCAUGGACACAAAAGCAACAAAGAAACUUAAAAAAUCAAGUAAAUCUGGUUAACUUUAUUUGGUGUGAAAGGCCAGGCAGCUACUCCUCACUUCGUUGAAAACCAAAUGUUACUGUGACUGCUGAUCACAAUGAUUCUGACUGCAUCUGGUUCUGAAGUCUUUCAGUGAGGCCUGGUGUUUUCUUGUGGUUGUGCUGUCAUUUCUGGUCAACACAGAAAAUGUCUUCCUUUCUAGUACUUGCUGAUUAAUUACCUAAUAAAAUGAAGAAAAUCCGUUCUGCUUCA